CCACUUACCGAUGCCUUAUUAUGUCCACAACAAAGGAUAAAAUAAAUUUUCAAAAUACUUGGAGCUGUAAUAAAACAACUGGCCGCCGAUCUGGAAACUUACAAUCGAUACGCCGUUUAUUAGAACACGAUACCAGCUCAUCGGUAUGUCCCAGCUGUCGCAUCUCGUUCGACAAGGGCAAGAGGAGAAAAUUGAUCGACACCUGCGGUCAUGAACGCUGCUAUUCGUGUAUGUUCCGCAACGAUCAGUGUCCGAUGUGCAUGAAUAGUUCGCUGAAAGAUGUCGAUUGCAGCAGCAAUGCCCAAGGCUAUGAUACGGGCAUUGGCGGUUCAACAUCGACAAUUGUUAGCCCUCUGGGCUCGCCACAGCCGCAGCUAAGAUCGCAAGUGCAACGGGCAAAUGCCGCAGCGUUGGCACGUUAUAUGCAGCGUCAAUUCAACAACAAGUUGCAAUUGAAUCCCCAAUGGGACCAAACUACAACAACAAAAAUUAAAACUCUGGUCUUUGUCUUCGAAAAAUCAACACCAAAAGGCACCCAACUGAAGAACACCACCUCGCCAGCAUGCCAAGCUGGCUGGCUGGCAUGCAGUUUCAUUAGCUGGGCGAUUGGGUCUUACAAUUCGAUCGUUCGCUGUGAUCGCUCAUUCACUUCACUUCGGUGA
This is a messenger RNA of Musca vetustissima, 662 nucleotides long. RefSeq lists its product as uncharacterized. NCBI's taxonomy places the organism in Eukaryota, Metazoa, Arthropoda, Insecta, Diptera, Muscidae. The record is from RefSeq and is a predicted model, not a curated record. The transcript is spliced from 4 exons. Bases 21 to 662 code for a protein of 213 amino acids.